Molecule: messenger RNA, 959 nt
Organism: Anopheles stephensi (Asian malaria mosquito)
Lineage: Eukaryota; Metazoa; Arthropoda; Insecta; Diptera; Culicidae
Gene: Sod2
Product: superoxide dismutase [Mn], mitochondrial
Exons: 4
Coding region: 148-807 (219 amino acids)
Biological process (GO): superoxide metabolic process
Cellular component (GO): mitochondrion
Molecular function (GO): metal ion binding; superoxide dismutase activity
Source: RefSeq, a predicted model, not a curated record
UAGAUAAUAAUAAAUUGGAAUAAUAAAGCGAUUGCCGGUUCCGUGGUAACACAUUUCGUCGCCUGCUGUACAUUUAAUCCCAAAACAACCGACUGUGUGUACUGUGUUUUCGUGGUGCAAUAGGUCUGUGUAUCCUGUACUAACACCAUGUUGGCUGUUCGUGGUGCACUUUUUUCCACGGCAAAGAACUGCAGCGCCGUGUUGGGAUGCCGAAGCAAGCACACCCUUCCGGAUUUGCCGUACGAUUUCGGAGCACUGGAACCGGUCAUUUGCCGGGAAAUCAUGGAGCUGCACCACCAGAAGCAUCACAAUGCGUACGUCACGAAUCUGAACGCUGCCGAGGAACAGCUGCAGGAUGCGGUGGCCAAGAAGGAUGUUUCCAAGAUCAUUCAGCUCGGCAGUGCGAUCAAGUUUAACGGUGGUGGCCAUAUUAAUCAUUCGAUCUUCUGGAAAAAUCUGUCCCCGGAUCGGAGCGAUCCUUCGGCCGAGCUGCAGAAAGCGCUGAACCGUGAUUUCCAGAACAUGGACAACUUUAAGAAGGAAAUGAAAGCGGCAGCCGUCGCUGUGCAGGGAUCGGGCUGGGCCUGGUUGGGCUACAACAAGAAGACAAAGCUGCUUCAGAUUGCAGCCUGCCCGAACCAGGAUCCAUUGGAAGCGACCACUGGUCUCGUCCCGCUGCUCGGUAUCGAUGUGUGGGAGCACGCUUACUAUCUGCAGUACAAAAACCUAAGACCGAACUAUGUCGAUGCCAUCUUCGAUGUGGUCAACUGGAAGGAUGUGUCCGAACGGUUGGCAAAGGCUCAAUAAGCAUAGCGGCCCGCUGUAGUCCCACGGGUACCAAGCAUUCGAAUCAUCGACGCGGGCAAGCUUUGCACGGCUUUACUAUUGUAUCCAAAAGUCGACAGCUAUUCGAAAUAAAAUUUUCAGCUUUAUCACGUUCCCCAUGCCUUUAUGAUUGC